AUGGCUGAGCUGGUGGCUGGAGCGUUUCUGUCCUCUUCCCUUCAGGUGGCGUGUGAGAGAUUGGCUUCUCGUGAACUUCUUGACUUCUUCCAUGGGAGAAAGCUCGAGGAUGGCUCGCUGACAAAGCUGCGUGUUGUCCUUCUGUCCGUGAAUCAGGUUAUUGAAGAUGCAGAGGAAACGCAGUAUCAAAAUCAUAACGUGAAGCAGUGGCUUGACGAGCUCAGGGACGAAGUGUUCAAGGCUGAAGACUUGAUCGAUGAGAUUGCUACUGAGGCAUUGCGACAGAAACUAGAUGUUGAAUCACAGACUGUGACCGGCAAGAACAUAGAGUCAAGGAUCGAGAAUGUGCUUGAGAAUCUAGAAUAUCUCAAGCAAAAUGAGAUACCUGGAUUGAGGCAAGACCCUCCUGCUGGCACUCCGCAAGGAGUGAACAGGAAAGGGCCCCACAGAUUGCCAACAACAUCUUUAAUAGAUGAAUCCAAUGUGUACGGGAGAGAUGUUGAUCGAGAGAAAAUAAUAGAGAUUUUAUUGUCACAUAACAUGAAUGAGAAUAAUCAGCGGCAGCGGCAUGUGGACGUGAUAGCUAUUGUGGGUAUGGGUGGGUUAGGUAAAACAACCCUUGCGCGACUGGUCUUUGAUGACAAAAACAUGAAGGAUCAGUUUGAGAAAAGAGCUUGGAUUUGUAUUUCUGAAAGUUUUGAUCACAUUCAAGCUACCAAAGCAAUUCUCAAAGAACUUGAUUGUCCUCCAAUUGACCUAUCAGAUAAUUUUGAUGAUAUUCAACAGAAAUUAAAAGAGAAAUUGAUGGGUAAGAAAUUUUUUCUCGUUCUUGAUGAUGUCUGGAACGAGAAUCAUCAAAUUUGGGAGGUCUUCCGAGCUCCCUUCAACCAUGUUGCUUUGGGGAGUAAAAUUAUUGUAACAACACGUAGUAAAAGGGUAGCAGAGGUCAUGCACUCUACCCAUGUAUAUGAUUUGAAGCCAUUACAACAUGAUGAUUGUUGGAAUUUAUUUGCAAAGUACGCAUUUAAUGAUCAGCAUCAUGUUGCUGAUCAAAAUCUUGUAGAAAUUGGUGAAGACAUCGUCAAGAAGUGUGGAGGAUUGCCUCUGGCAAUAAAAUCAAUGGGAUGCCUUUUGUACACAAAAUCUCCUCAAGAUUGGGAGAAGAUUUUGAAGAGUAAUUUUUGGGAUUUGUCAGAGGAUGAUAGCAAUAUAAUCCCAUCUUUAAGAUUGAGCUACCAUUAUCUACCUUCAAAUCAUAAGCGUUGUUUUGCUUAUUGUUCUAUCUUUCCUAAAGAUUAUAACAUUGACAAGAAUGUCCUUAUCCAAUUAUGGAUGGCAGAGGGCUUGUUGCAUUCUAGUAAUGAAACAAGAGAAUGA
Prosopis cineraria is the source of this 1377-nucleotide messenger RNA. RefSeq names its product putative disease resistance RPP13-like protein 1. Gene Ontology annotation, molecular function: ADP binding. Gene Ontology annotation, biological process: defense response to other organism. NCBI's taxonomy places the organism in Eukaryota, Viridiplantae, Streptophyta, Magnoliopsida, Fabales, Fabaceae. The transcript is spliced from 2 exons. Bases 1 to 1377 code for a protein of 458 amino acids. The record is from RefSeq and is a predicted model, not a curated record.